AUGACAAUCAAAAAUGUCCACGAUCAGGGACAGCGGCAUCGACCACGGGUGGCAUGCCUGAAGAAGGUGGAAGCCCUGGUUUUGGAAAUGCAGGACCCAACAACAGGAGUGAAGUCUCAGACUCAAAGGCUUGUCAUCACCACAAUACCUCAUGCUCUCACGGGUGAAGACGUUGCUGCAUGGAUCGCCAAACGCUUUAAUAUAGAAAUCCCUGAGGCUUGCGCCAUUGGCACCAAGUUGGUGGCAUUUGGCUUCAUCUACCCUCUACGGGGCCACAAACGACUUGUUCUCAAACCAGAUGCCUCUCUCUACCGAUUUCAGACUCCAUAUUUCUGGCCUGUCCAGCAGUGGGAUGUUGAGGACACAGACUACGCAAUCUACUUGGCAAAAAGAAAUAUUCGGAAGAAAGGAGUUCUUGAUCUGUAUGAACAGGAGCAAUAUAACAACCUCCACAAAUGGCUGAACCACAAGUGGGAUUUCAUUGUUAUGCAGGCCAAAGAACAGUACAGGGCGGGGAAAGAGAGGAAGAAGCCAGAUCGGGUGGUGUUUGACUGCCAGGAAAGAGCCUACUGGGUUGUACACAGGCCACCACCAGGCACAGUCAGUGCCAUGGACCUUGGAUUACUACGUCUCGUUGACCCCAACCAAGAGGAGGCAAAGACUCCAGACUUCUUCAGAAGAAUUAUUAUUUUCACAGAACAGUGCAUCAUGAGACCGAGGGUGAAGUCAUCUGUGUCUCUUGGAGCCAUUGUCAAAUAUAUGACGACCUUCAAGUCGCACGACCCCUUUUUCGCCCCGGUCCUUCCCAGCAACCCAUGGCUAACUGAUGAUCCCACCUACUGGCAACUCAACAUGUUUUAUGUGGACCACCCCACUAGAAUGAGAGUGGAGCGUUGGACCUUCAGCUUUGGAGAGCUGCUGAGUGAUCCUCUGGGUCGGGAUGGUUUCCGCCUCUUCUUGAAGAAGGAAUUCAGCAGUGAGAAUCUGGCUUUCUGGGAGGCCUGUGAGGACGUGAAGUGGGGCACAGCUGCAACAAUCCAUGAAAAAGCCCAGCAGAUCUACAAGACAUUUUUGGCCCGUGGUGCGCCUCGUUGGAUCAACAUCGACGGGAAGACCAUGGAGGUCACCGUGAGGGGUCUGAAACAUCCUCACCGCUUCGUGCUGGACGCCGCCCAAACACACAUCUACAUGCUGAUGAAAAAGGAUAAGUAUGGCCGAUACAUCAAAUCACCGGUGUACAAUGACAUCAAGUCCAAAGCCAUCGACCCAGGGCCACACAGUUUCACUCCGUCCCAGCUGGAGCAGAACGCUCGGAAGCGCGCCCCGAGCCUGAGCCCCAUCAUCGUCCGUCAGCAGGAGGAGGAGCAGAUCGCCAAGCUGGCGGCCAGUGGCCCUGUGGACAUGACACAGGUCAUGAGCAAGCUGCAGAAGAAAAAAUAAACCCAGCCCCCACCCCACCCGCGUUUGGCUUACGAUGCCGCUGUAGGGCAGAGCCAGUGGUUGAGUUGUUGCU
Molecule: messenger RNA, 1513 nt
Organism: Sardina pilchardus (European sardine)
Lineage: Eukaryota; Metazoa; Chordata; Actinopteri; Clupeiformes; Clupeidae
Gene: rgs9b
Product: regulator of G protein signaling 9b
Exons: 17
Coding region: 1-1440 (479 amino acids)
Biological process (GO): intracellular signal transduction; positive regulation of GTPase activity; regulation of G protein-coupled receptor signaling pathway
Cellular component (GO): plasma membrane; cytoplasm; neuron projection
Molecular function (GO): GTPase activator activity
Source: RefSeq, a predicted model, not a curated record